Taeniopygia guttata (zebra finch) is the source of this 37055-nucleotide messenger RNA. Lineage: Eukaryota; Metazoa; Chordata; Aves; Passeriformes; Estrildidae. The record is from RefSeq and is a predicted model, not a curated record.
GCCCGUUGUUUUGGUGCGCCCCACCAAUCGGACACGGCGAUUGGAUUCUACGGGAGCCGGGAUGGGCCCGUCGUGGCGGCAGCAGGACGCUCCCCUGCCGACCGUCACGCAUUGCGCAGGGUGCACCACCGCCCGGUCCUCCUGCGGCUUUAACGGCCCCGGCAUGGACCCGCCGCGCCACUUCCCGGCGGGCUUCGGCCCCGAGCAGCAGCAGCAGCACCAGCAGCAGCAGCAGCAGCAGCGCCCGCCGGCGCCGCCGCACUGCCAGCAGCAGGGCCAGGACAAGCAGAGCCUCCUCCAGCAGCAGAAGCAGCAGCAGCAGCAGAGCCCGUGCCUCCAGUGCAACAACUGCGCCUACUACGGGGCUGCUGCGGCUGCCGCGGGGGAUAACCUGCCCCUGCUGCUCCGCGCCUCCUCGCCGCUUUCGGGCGCCUUUCGGACGCACUCCUCGCCGCUGUCUUCCGCCGCCUCCUCCCGGCACGGCAGCCAGCUGAACGUCAGCGAGUUCACCCCGUCCAGCCAUGCUGGCGCGUCCAGACAGCCUCACCAAUAUUCCCAGUACCACCAGUGCCAUAGCCUGCAGCAGCAGCAGGCAGCCAGCCCCAGCAGCAGUGUCAGCAGCAGCAGCACUCACCAUCAUCAUCACCAUCACCAUCACCACCACCAUCACCAGCAGCAGCAGCGCCGAGAGAGCAAUCCCUUCACCGAAAUAGCCAUGAGCAGCUGCAGGUACAACGGCGGCGUCAUGCGGCCGCUCAGCAACCUGAGCUCGUCCCGCAGGAACCUGCACGAUCUGGACUCCGAGUCGCAGCCGCUGCAGGCGCCGCUCGCCAGCCCCGCCGCCGCCGGCUCUGCCCCCGCCGCCGGCAGCCCCGCCGCCCCGGAGAUCGUGGUCUCCAAGCCCGAACACAACAACUCCAACAACCUGGCGCUGUACAGUUCCGCCGGCCCCGGCCCCGGCACGGGAAGCUCCAACAACGGCGGGGGCAAGUCCAGCAAGAAGAAGAACCAGAACAUCGGCUACAAGCUGGGACACCGACGGGCUCUCUUCGAGAAGCGCAAGCGCCUCAGCGACUACGCGCUCAUCUUCGGCAUGUUCGGCAUUGUCGUCAUGGUCAUCGAGACCGAACUCUCCUGGGGCGCCUACACCAAGGAGUCUCUGUAUUCCCUCGCUCUGAAAUGCCUUAUUAGCCUCUCCACGAUUAUCCUGCUCGGGCUCAUCAUCGUGUACCACGCAAGAGAAAUCCAGUUGUUCAUGGUGGACAAUGGAGCAGAUGACUGGAGAAUAGCCAUGACUUAUGAGCGUAUUUUCUUUAUCUGCUUGGAAAUACUGGUGUGUGCUAUACAUCCCAUACCUGGGAAUUACACAUUCACUUGGACAGCCCGGCUCGCCUUUUCUUAUGCUCCAUCCACAACAACAGCUGAUGUGGAUAUUAUUUUAUCUAUACCAAUGUUCUUAAGACUUUAUCUUAUUGCCAGAGUUAUGCUUUUGCAUAGCAAACUUUUCACUGAUGCCUCAUCUAGAAGCAUUGGAGCAUUAAAUAAGAUAAACUUCAAUACCCGUUUUGUUAUGAAGACUCUAAUGACAAUAUGUCCAGGAACUGUACUGUUGGUUUUUAGUAUCUCAUUAUGGAUAAUUGCUGCAUGGACUGUCCGAGCUUGUGAAAGAUACCAUGAUCAACAGGAUGUUACUAGCAAUUUCCUUGGAGCAAUGUGGUUGAUUUCAAUAACUUUUCUAUCCAUUGGAUAUGGGGAUAUGGUACCAAAUACAUACUGUGGAAAAGGGGUCUGUUUACUUACUGGAAUCAUGGGUGCUGGGUGCACUGCACUGGUGGUAGCUGUGGUGGCAAGGAAGUUAGAACUUACCAAAGCUGAGAAACAUGUGCAUAAUUUCAUGAUGGACACCCAGCUAACUAAAAGAGUGAAAAAUGCAGCGGCCAAUGUACUCAGGGAAACAUGGUUAAUUUAUAAAAACACAAAGCUGGUUAAAAAAAUAGACCAUGCAAAAGUAAGGAAACAUCAACGCAAAUUCUUGCAAGCUAUUCAUCAAGCUCGGAAAUUAAGAAGUGUAAAAAUGGAACAAAGGAAACUGAAUGAUCAAGCCAACACUUUGGUGGACCUGGCAAAGACUCAAAACAUCAUGUAUGACAUGAUUUCUGACUUAAAUGAAAGAAGUGAAGAUUUUGAGAAGAGAAUUGUUACUCUGGAAACUAAACUGGAAACUUUAAUUGGUAGCAUUCAAGCUCUUCCUGGACUGAUUAGCCAGACAAUCAGCCAGCAACAGAGGGAAUUCCUCGAGGCUCAGAUACAAAAUUACGAUAAGCGUGUUGCCUACAGUGCUGAACGAUCACGAUCUUUGUCAAGAAGAAGGAGAUCAUCCUCCACAGCACCACCAACUUCAUCAGAGAGUAGCUAGAAGAGAAUAAGUUAACCGCAAAAUAAAGACUUUUUGCCAUCAUAUGGUCAAUAUUUUAGCUUUUAUUGUAAAGCCCUAUGGUUCUAGCCAGAGUUAUCUGGGUUCUGAUGUCAGAAUCCUGGAAACCUGAACACAUUUUAGGCCAAAAUGAGUGAAAACUCUUCUUUUUUUCCCCCCUCCUCCUCUCAGAUGCACAGUGAAUGCACCUAGUAUUGCUAUAUUAGAUUGUUCUUCCUGUAAUUUCACUUUUUAUUCAUGCACUUCAAACAAGCUUUACUACUACGAUACAUAAUCUAAUAUAAUAAUGUUAAUUUCUGCACAUAAUUACUUGAUUACUUUGACCUAACAACCAAAAAAAAGAUCACAAUCAAAAGACCUAAUUAUGAACUUUUAAGAAACUAAAUUAAAGCUUAAUAAUUAUUUCUAAGAAUGAAAGCUAACUGUCUAAACUUUGCUUGCAGUGGAGGGGGAAAAAAACCAAUCUUAAUCUUAAACAGUGUGCUGUAAUAUGUAUAGUCAUUUUAAAAGGUCAUGAACAGCUUUGAUUUCUGAAGUGAUUAAUUAAAAAUAUAGUUUAUCCUAGAAAAUAAGUCUCAGAGUAAGCUAUGGGUUUUUUAAGUAUUGUUAGGGCUUUUAUUUAACAUGCAUUGGUACACAUACACACACACAAAGAUAAUAUAUAUAUACAUAUGUAUUUAUGUAUAUAAAAUUAUUUAUGCAACACCCAUAGCAAUGAUCUUUUAAACUGACUAUUCGUAAAGCUACUGGCAUGCAAAAAGCACAGGCAAAGUCCUGUUUACUUAUUUAGAGUCUCAUAAAAAUGCCAGGUGCGUUUGUCCAGAUCAAAAGCAUCACUUUCACCCACAAGUCUCCUAAUAAUGCUAUUUGGGUUUUGAAAGUGUUAGGUUGCUGCUUUCUCCACUCCUUUCUUUGUGUUUCUGGAGUGAAUGACUGACACACAGACUUACAGUACACAUGGUUGUGUGAUGGCAGCACAGUGUUCUGUAUACAUUAUGUUUGGGCAAUUCCUAUGGUUCCUGCUAUGCAGUCAAGCUUAGCAAAAUACUUCUAGCAAUAUUUCCAAAAUCUCCUGUAAAAAGCCAGCUGUAGACUGGAGUUACAACAGUAGGGUAUCUAUAGUACUUUAUUUUCAUGCAUAAAAAGAAGGUCUCUUACUUUUUUAAGGAAAAAAAAAAAACCACAAAUCACAAAGCGUAGUCACCAGUAGGCACUGGUGAAAAGGUUUUGACUGGCAUUUCUCCUGGUUUAUGUUCCAGAAUAGCAAAACUAGGUAAGUUUAAAUGCUUAGUACAUACGACUUGCAUUAACAAUUCCUAGUUACAAACAGGAAAUUAGUUGACUUUAUGAGAUAUUUUUUAGUACUUGCUAUUUAUGAAAUGUGCCAGUCCAGUCUGCUUCUCCCCCAGUUUACAGCCAAGGGUGACAUCUGUAGCUAAAAAAGUAGACAUGGCUGACUUUCUGUCUGCCUAGAGGUAACCAACUUGUUACCUCUUGUUGAAGGAAUUGAGGAAAUGUACAUUGCUCCAUGAAACACUGUGACUUCUGGUCAGCAAGGACAGGCAGGAAAGAGUAAUGCAGGAAGUCAGGGCAGAGCCCUUCUGGGAAAGACAGAAGCUUUCCAGCAACCAGAAUUCCCCUAACCAAAUACAUAAUCUGAAAUCAAACAGCAGACACUUUAGGCCUAUUCAAAUUAAAGGAUCUUCCUUUUCUGGUGUUACGAAUGUAUAAAUGAUAAAUGUAUAAGUGACAUCCAGAGGUAUUGCAUGCUUAUUAAAAGAUCAAGAAUUUCUCCAAUUUUUUAUGUCCUUGAGAAAGAUGAUGACUUCAGUAUUUUUCCCCCUAGAGCAAGACAGUUGCAUGCCUUUGGCGUGCCUUAUUUACAGACUGUGGUAUUAUGUGACUGGAAAUAACAAGCAGUAUGCAUAGUAUUUGCAGUUCUGCUUUUGUUUUUAUGGAGAUCAUUUUCAAAAGAAAAGGUGGAUAUUAUACAGUCCUAAUACUUUUCUAAUGCAGUCCUUAACUAGGUGAGAUUGUGAGUGGUCAUAAGGCCAAUAGUAAUUAAUAAUAUUGGAAUUUAAUAGUCAAGUUUUAGAAAUCUUUUUUCUCCUUUUUUGCAUUUAGUUUAGAGUACUUUUCUUGACAUUGAAUGUGAAAUACACUUUCUGUAGCUUGAAUGCAUUCCUUUUUCUCCUGUCAGCUUGAACUAGCUCUUUCAUUGUUUACAUCUUUUUAAUAUAACACCCAUUUUUUUGCACAACCGGGUUUUUAAAGAACUGUAGCUCCAUUUUGAAAAUUUUUGUCAAUCUGUCAAUUUUAAUUAAGAUCCAGCUGCAAGUAUUGAGCUGGCUAUUUCUGUUGUGAAAGAGCAGCUGUCAAUCUUUGACCUCUCCAUUUCUUUUACUCACUAGGACUCAGAAGUCUGAACCUAAUAUUAUUGCCACAGCUUUAUACAAUGGUGAGAUUCAUCAGAAUUAUUUCCAUCAGUAGCAUUCUGUAACAACCUGCCAAAUUAUUUUGGAUUCCUUUCUUUCUUUUUAAAGCAAAAAACAAAUUAUGUCACCAUGUUAUACUCCAGUUCUACAUCUUAAUUUACCUUCAAGAUCACUAUAGAUAUUUUAUCUGCAUUUUCAGCACAUAUGAUUUUUUCUUGUAAUAUCUGAUUUCAGCACUAAGGUGCUGCAUGGGGAUACAAUACAUGAAAGGACUGAUAUAAACUUUUAUUCAGGAGAGCACAAAGCACUCUUGGUUUGAUUUUCUUACUCUUGACACUAAACUCCUUUUAGUCUUCCCUUGUCUGACUUUUGUAGUACCACAAACUCCAUUACUGAAUUUUUAGUUCUAAAAGUUUAGCUCUAUCAUUGUCAACAUAUAUAAUCACCAAAAGGAAAACAUAUCAUUAAGACAAAUCGUGGAAACUGUAUAUUUAAAUGUAGACUUUUCUUGUAAAGAUUGUUUACAAAUGACGAGUCUUUCUCAAAGCAUAUGGCAUAUUUACCAUAUUGUAAAGCUUCAUGCACCUCUUGCCUUAGUUUCACCAUUAGGAAAAUUCUGCUUUCAGUUGCUAUUAAACUUACACUACAUUCCAGACACUGAUUUCAUUUAUAAGUUUCUUGGGAGUCUUGUUGCUAGUCUGCUUUUGUAAAGACACCGAGCAAAGAAAACUUGCUCGGGAGGACUGAAAUGUAACAUCACAAGUAGACCUGUUCACUAUGCUUAAAAUAAAAUGCAUUGAUUUAAAUAGUACUUUUUACUUACAUUUAUGUUUUUUCCAGAAUCAGAAUAAUACAUUAAUAUGUCUUAUGCUUGCAAGUACUCUGCAAUUUUUGAUUCUGUAAAUCAUUAUGUAUUUUAAGAUUUUCCAGAUAGACUUGUGCAACUCAGCUUUUCUUUACCUCCUGUUGCUCCAUAAGGAUGUAUCUAAUAUGGAAGGAGAUUUACUAUCUAGAAGUUUUGCAUCCAGCUUAGGAGCUCUAAAUGCCUUCUGGAGGUUCAUACCUUGUGAGCUAUUUCAAAACUAUAGCUACCCAGACUGAAUUGGAAUCACUGUCAUCAUUAGAGCAAACAUAAGUGAUAAGUAUACUGUUUUACAAAUUGUAAGACUCUUUCCAUGUCAGAUCAUAUGUAAACAUUCAAGCCAAUAUGCCACACAUUAAGAGCAUAUCUAAGCAUAAGAAAAUAAAAGGUGUGCAAUGUGUCUAAAAUUCAGAAUAAAAUCUGUAACCCUUAUCAAUACUAAAAAUUUAAAUUGUUUGUAAACUCUUUUCCCCUAACAGUUAUGAAAAAAUUCUUACUAAGCUUUAUCCACAGAAGGUUUUCUGAUUAAUGUGUGUUCUCCCCAUCUGUCAAACUGUUUGUUCAUAUCCAUUCUAAUUUUUACAUCAAAGUCCUUAAAGGCUUUUUGUCCUUUUAUUAAUAAUUAUUAAGGGGUGACAAAAUAAUUAUAAAGGGGUUACAACCAAUGAAAUAGAGGGGAACGUAGGAAGGAGCUAACACUUACGUAUGUCAUUUUCAGAAUUACACCACUGCAUCAGCAUAUCUAAAUGCUCAGGUAGAAAUGCACACAAAUUUUAGCCAGCUCUCCUGACUACCCAGGUCCAAGCCAGCCCUAGCCUGGGAAGAGCACUGCCAUAUCUGAAAAGUUCUGAGAUGGAGCUUACACGCACUCAAAGCAACUAUUUAUGUGUGUGGAAAUUAAUGUCCACAGAACCUUAUAUGUGCAUAAUAAAAUUAACCUACAGCUGUCAGUUAGGACUUACGAAUGUGAUCAUGUAUCUGUUGGCACAAAUUCAGUGAAAAUUAAGCUAUAAUGUAUAUUAGCCUUUUUAUUCUGAGCAUUUUAAGAGGUAUCUGUAAGAUCUUACCUCUCUCCAUGACUUAGAGAAUAAAGAAAAAGAGACACUUAGAUGAUGCUUUGCAGUCAGGAGUGAAUAGGGCUAACUCUGACUUGCCUGAGUGCCUCAUUGCACAUCAGUUUUGGCUCAAAAACCACAGGGUUUUAUUCGCUCCAGAAAGAGCAGAUUUCUCUCACUAUAGAGGGAGUUAUCACAGCACUGAGCAAAUAAGUCCCAUCUCUCAAGAGCAGCUCAGUGUGCAAUAUGAGCAUAAUGAAUAGGAAAGGAGAAUUGUGAUAAUUUAUGCAACUAUGCUCAAGACUUACAGCUUAGCACAGCAUCAAGCCCAAUGCAGACACUUGAUUCCCUGCCAAGAAUUGCAGCUGGACAGUACAGCACAUGGCUGGAGCAGGUGGCAGCAUGGUCCGGACUAGGGUAUGUAGACAUCCUAAAAUGGAGGCAGUUACCAGAAUUAGCAUCACCAUACUGCCAUGAAUUAGACUUUGUUACAGUGAUAUAGUUGAAGAUCUAUUAGAUAAAUAAAUUUCAGACCUUUAUGUGAAGAAGAUUCCCUUGCAGAGGAUUGCAAAACUUUUCUGCACAUUGAAGGAUAUGCAACGCAGUGUCAGUGAAAGGAAAAAACAUUAGCCACGGUCUUGAACCUGUUGUGAACUAGCAUGGCAAGUAACAAAAUUAGAUGGAGAACUGAAGCUUUGUGCUGACUUCCCUUUCAUUCAUAUUCACUUAAAUCCAUUAGUGUCUUCAAAUAUUUAGGAGAACCUAUACUGUUUUCAAUUAUACAUGAAGUGAGCUACAAGCUUUUAGUUAGAUUAAAAGGUUUUACUUUAAGAUUAUGCCUAUUCUGACCUACUGUUCCCUUUCUAACCUGAAUUUCAAAGUACCUGAGUCCAAAAAGGACAUGCAUAUUGUCCUAUGUGGAUUACAGCAAACUAGGUCUCUGAACAAAAAAGCAUUUUCAGUCCAGAUAAAUGACCAACCAUCAUAUAGCACUAGGAAUAAUAAUAGAAUUAAAAUGUUUGAUUCAGAGCUUAGAAAAAGUUUAAGUGAAGCCUCAUUCCAUAUAUGACUUUCAUGGGGAUCAAUGAAAUAUGAGAGACUGCGCAAUUAUAUUUCCUGACAAUGAAUUAUAGGGGUAUACUGUAUAUGUUCAAUACCAGCUUAUAGCCUUAUAUGGAGAGGUUCUCCAAAUGUGAGUAAUAUGAAGACUGAUUGAUACACAAAAAAUAAAGCAGGAUUUUUUUUUAACAAAGAACUCCAAAUUCUAAUAGAAAUGUGUAGGUCUGAAAGAGAUUGUGCUAGACUAUUCUCUUACAAGGCCCCUAGCUUCCAUCGGCUAAUAUAAAUUGCAAGACAUGAGGUUUCAAGUGGUUUCGAGCAAAAUUUUUAAAAAUAUAUAUAUAUCAGGAAUAGUUUGGAACUUACAAAACAUCACUGUGUUUGUGCUCAGUACCAAAAAUCUCCACAAAAUGAAAUGUGCCAGAUCAGUUUUCCUGAUGGAGGAGUUAGAAUGAUAAUCACAUGAGCAUACAUGCAUGUAGGAGAACAAGAAAUCUUUCUUGGAACCACUCCUUAAUUUAACCUUCAGUUUCAAGUAGUAUGGCACCCUAGGUAGAAUAAUAGUAACAAUUAGAGCUCCAGUUUGUUUGUUGUUUUUUUAUCCUAACACUUAGCACAAAUUAAUGCAUUUUGGGUAAGAGGCCUCUGAAGGGUGCGUGCUGUUGUUGCAGCACACUCUCAACCUUUUACUCUGUUUAUUCCUCCAGCAACCGCUGAGCACUGAGAAUUGUUGUUGCCUCUGUCAGUAUACCUGGUACAAAGUUGCCCAGACUGAUUUGAAAGGAGGUAGCCCUGGGGCACUUGAGAGGCCACUGGCCCAGUGCCUGUUACUGGAGAGAGCAGAUGGCAACGCCCAACCUGAAGCUGGCCAUGGCCCCUCAGUGGGGCAGCAGACUAUAACCUCUGUUCUUCCCCCCACACCACUGUAUCACUACAUUCCUCUGUUUCUUAAAUGCUCUAAUAGACUUAAAAUUGCUUUUCUUAUCACAUCUAAAAUGUGAUAAGCUGUCACUCAUUGGGACAGGCUCACAACUACUGAUGUGAAGAACAAACUACUACUGUGAAGAAACCACAGGGUCUGCUUCUCCACUGUGGGCAAGGACAGCGCUGUGCCACUCAGCAGGACUCUGUAUGACAAUGACCUGCUUUCUAGAUAGAAACCAACAACAUUCCACCAGCACCAGUUAUCAGUAUUCAAGGGGCAUAAACAUUAGAAAAGUGUUCUGGUUUGGCAAUGAGAUUUGGAAUCUUGGCUUCUCCAUAGUUAAAAUUAAAUCUACUUAAAAAAAAAAAAAAAUAGGAAAAAAUAGCAAAAGAAGAGAUGUCAAUUAGUCCAGUCUGUGUUGGCUGGAGUUCAGUCUCACUUGUGCUGCGUGGUUAUGAGACAAAAGUCUUGUAGAUUCACUCCUAACCAUGCAAGUUCAGAAAACAGUCCCAAGGCUGAAAUGUGCUAGCAAACCACUUAGUUUCACUGCCUUUCUUUGAAACAGAGCUUUCAGUCACUGUGGCUAAUAAUGGUGGAUCAAACACAUCACAAUUCCAGUGGUUUCAACAUACUUGAAAGCACUUCCUUCUGUAGAGCUCAGUACCCUUACAUUGACCUGAGGCUGCUCAGCUGGCGCUGCUGCCCAGCCAGUUCUGCAGACCUGACAGAAAACAUCUCUGCCUGUUGCCUGUUGCUCAGGACAUCACCCCCAGUCAGGUAUGCAUAGAAGCUCUUUGAUGAUUUCCCAAGCUACUUUGGAAAAUAAUGGAAGAACAGCUGGAAGAGUUUCUUUCCUUUCAGACUUUUUAGUUGCAAUCUACACACAGAGGAAGAUGUUCAGUUAUCAAAAGCGCAGUGGUAGGAAUUUGGGUCAUAUUUUUUUCAGUUUUCAGGUUCAUAAAAUGAAAAAAAAAAUUGAACAUAAGAAAUAGAUUGCUUUUCCAGAGCUUAUAUAUUCAGGGUUAUAUUUCCUGCCUUUCUACGCUGUUUUAUCUAGCCUUUAAAAUGCAUUUAUUAAUUCAGUUGUACUUACGUUCAGUUUGAAGCAAUUACUGUAAUAGAGCAGCAUGAAUAUACAUGCAUUUCCAGAAUUACAGAUACUCUUCAGUUGAAGGGAAACAGAAGAGAGAUGGGCAAAAAAGCAUGUAGGAUUUUCAAAACAUUUUUGCAAUGAAUUUCAGAGAGGCAAAAAUAGGACAGAGAGGGUGUGAUCCUCAGCCCCGCUAAUAGUGGUCUAUGGAUACAUCUGGGUUGUCCCUUGAAGAUUAUGCCCACAUCUGCCAUGGAAAGGAAAUAGGCCAUAUUUGCAGACAAUGCAAGAGUCUGGUGUCUGGUAGCAGCACAAGAGAAUCUCUUUGCUACCAACAUUUUGCUCGUGAACCUCUACUUCUCCAUCAGGUUUCUGCUCAGAGAUCUGCAGCUGUAGUAUACAUUAUUCAUAACAGACCAAAAAAAAAAUAUAUAUAAUUGGAGAAAAUAUUUCUUAUGUGUGUAUGAAAUGGCCAGAGACUCACUGGUGGUGUUUGAAUACACAAUUCAGGGUAUGAAAUUCUGCCCUCUGUGAUUCAUGUGAUUUGCUCUGCAAGGAGCCACAGAGUAGCACGCCUCACACUUCUCAAGUUUCACAGUUUUUUGAACAGUCCUGGCUCAGCUCAGCUGAGUGCAUGAGAAAUGCAAAAGGCUGAGCAGCACGACUGGGUACAAAGCAGCUGCACAAAUGAGCCCAGAAAAGAGUGUGGUGAUUUGAUUUUGUGAAUGAAGAAACAUUUUCCCACAACUCUGUUUAAUUCACUUAAAGAGAGCCAGAAGCUUCCCUGCAUGUGUGUUUUUCUUCCAAAUAACUUCCAAGAUGACUGUCAAAAAAUCAUGAUAGAAAUAAAUUUUUAUGUGGUAAGCCCUGGCAUUUCUGCUAGAUAAGUCUCAUAUGGAAUGGAAGUCUCUGAGAACAAUGAAGUUAUUUAUCCAAAGUAAUUUGUAGGGAAUACCACUGUUUUCACUGAGAUUUGAUUUCUAACCCAUCAGGCAUGGAUGUACAUCACCCACACCUGUAAAUAGACAUUUCCUUUUAUUUUCAGGCAGGUGAGGAGAGAGGAACAUUUGAAUUAAUGCCAAAGCAGGGUAGCAAUGACAUUUGUAGGAAAAAGAUACUUUUUAUUUCUGGAAGGUUUAGAUGCCUAAUUUUCUCUGUGUCCUCAGAGGACUGAAGUAUAAAGACACUUAGAGCAAGCACCAGUAAGCAGAUUUCUUCUCCUCCUUUCCAGGUACAUGCAAUAAUAGCUACCCAUUCAUCAACUUCAUUCUUUCAGUGACAGGAUACUCUCCUUGAGAAAGCAGGAAAACUGGGCUCAGAUCCUUGUUGGAAGUAGUAAGCACGUACUUUCCUACAGCCUCUUUCUUGUCUUAUUGUCUGGGAAGAACCCUGGGCAGCUUGGUGCUUAUCUUCUUCCUCUGUAAGUCAGAGACAGUCUGAACUUCUGCUAUCAGGCAACUGUGCAAGUGUAACAUAGCCAAGAAAACAUGAAGCUGUUUCUGGUGGGGUUUGAAAGUAAACCAGACAGAGACCAGGUCAAUGAUGCAAAUGCCAGACAGUGUUUGAGAAUUAAUGCUAUUUUUAAAUACCUCUUGUGAAGUUAGUCCUGGGCUCGUCCUGUCCCCAGUCUGGUAUGGUGGGAAAGAAAGACGUGUUUAAAAAAUAGCCUACAGCAUUUUUAAAAGAAGAAAGAAAAAGAUAAUUACUUUAAAAGUUCUUCUAUAACAGAAAGAAUGAACAAAAAAUUUUUUUCCAGAAAUAAUGGAAUAAUUUGGCACUUGGGAGACUAAUCCCAUAAGGAGCCAGAAUUAAAAAUCAGCAGUUUCACCAGCUGCCCUAUCAAGUUCUGUGCUUUUGCUUUCUGAUAUUUAAGUGCAACUUACUUUUUCCCCUUAAUAUAUUUUUUCUUCACUUAAUGUAAGGUGUUUAUACAUUACUAGGUCUUUUCCUUCACUUCAGUAACAGAAGAGUACUUCUCCAGAUUUUGUUUGAGGUAUACAAAAUCACAUUUGUUUACACAAAUAUGUUAAUCUUGCAGUUACCUUGGUCACUCUGCUCCAAACUAUGUGACAUCCAUCACAGAAUUAAAUAGAAAGCAGCAUAAUAAAGCAACAGGCUCUUGAAAUCAAUAGGUGCAGUACACUCUUCUCUAUUUACUUUAUUUCUUUAUUAGGAAUAUUGUAGAUCUGUAAUCACAAUAACGUAAGAUAAAUUUACUCUGGUUAGAAAAGAUUGGGGUUGUCUUGCAUUUAGGGUGUCACUGAACACAGUGAGACAAUUCCUACUCUCUCUCAAAUGCAUUUCAGUCUAUGCAAGUUUAAAAGCAUGGGGGAAACUCACCCAUGAGAAACUAUAAUGGAAUUUCAAGGUUUCAAUCUAGACUGGACCCCUAAGCUCACAGGCCACCUGCUGCCCUACCAGUACUUCUACCAGCAAUCUUUUGACAGCUCUCUGCUAAGCAUGCAGGAUCUGCAUAUCACAUUUCAAAAAGACAUCACCUUUCAGAUACAUUGCCUGCAAAUCCUUGACACAACCUUGGCAGUCAGGGUCACACAGGAUAAGCAAAGAAGUACACAAGUCUCAUAUAACCAAAGCUUUUGUCACAACAGUUCCUGCCUUUCUUUCUUGGUUUUUUUUCAUGGUUGAGUUUUUUUUUGUGGGGAGGAUGAGUUGAGUUGGGUGGGGUAUUUUAGUUAAAAAAGGUUGAUAUGUCAUAGUAUUAAUUUUAUUUGUACAAUUUUACUCUGUAUUGAGAUAGUGCCUUUGGCCCAUGAUAUCUUUUGUUCAAAGUAACCUCUGCAGCUCUAUCAAGUUAUUGUGCAAAAAAUCUGAAAACUUUUAUUAAGACUCUGGAUUUCUAUGCUCCUCAUUAUGUAGUUUUCCUUUCCUUAUUAUGUUGGUUUGAAGGUUUGAAGUAUCUCUGUACAUCCAAUAUGACUUCCUUGGUCACAGCAACUGACCUGGAUGGGUACCAAAGACCAUAAAAAUUUGAAGGCUGUACUCUAUCUAGCAUUAAGAAAGCAAAAGAAAAAACUAAUGAUGUAGACAACUUGUUUACAAGAUUUAAGAUGCAAAUAAUGCAUUUCUAAAAUUAAUUUAUUUGAAUAUUUAAUCUUUGGUAUUUUUCUUCUGUUCCUAAAUUCCUGAGAGUUUCUGCAAUUUCUGUAUUUGCUUUGGAACUCUCACUGAAGAACUUCUGUCCUUAGAGUCUUGCACAGUUAUUUCCCCCUGAGAGAAGGCAGCCAGAUUAUAAACAAGUGGCAAACUUCUGCGGAGAAGUCCACAGAGGCAAAUACAAAAAUGCUUGUAGCAACAGAUGAAGCUGGAAAAGGAAAGAGAGGAGUCCAUGUUGAUUAAAAGUAUGUUACUAUUUAGACAGAAUAAUAUUGGAAAAUCCUUUUGUGAUGUAUGGAUCUUCCUUACAAAUACUUGUAAGUUUUAGUAUAGCUGUGAUACAAAGAAAGAAGGGGACUUCUGGCCAUAGCUGGGUCUUGCAGAUGAAUAGAUGCAGAAUGUCACCUUAAUCAAAUGGGAGCUCUGACAGACACUUCUAAACCUCAGCACUCUUCCAGCUCAUGCCUCGCUGGAUCUGCAUGGCUGGUGACUUUACCAAGCUUCAGAGAGCUGUUUUUAGCUAGAUUGCUACAAAUAAGAAAAAAGUUGUUACUACUUUUUGUCUAAAAGACUAAAAUGUGUCUUUGCAAGAAAGUUGGUGCAAGAUUCCAAAACAGUCAGGAUGAUCCCACUGUCUUCUUAUAGAAAAAUAAAAAACAAGAGAGAGAGAGAGAGAGAGAGAGAGAGAGAGGGGGGGGGGGGGGGGGGGGGAGAGAGAGAGAGAGAGGAAAGAUCCUAAAUACUCUACAAAACUAAUUAAAAAACCAACAAAACCCCAAACUCCAACCUAUCCACCUUUCUCCAAACAUAUCACUCAACAUGCUCCACAUAAUUCACAAAUACUGACAAAUAAGCAUUUCCUUGAGUGGAGAAGCCAUAAAAUUUGUUGCCCAAUAGAAACUGUCUGCAGAUCCAGCUCUUGCAAGGGUGUUGCCACUGAAAUGGCUCUUCCACAAGCAGUGUAGUAAUAGAUCCUCUCUUUCUCCGGCUGCUAACAUCCUAGAAGUUUUAAAAAAAUAUUUAGUUUUAAUUUUCUAUUUCAAUAUUAGGAUUUUUUUUCUGAAAUUAGGUAACACUUUUAAGAAGAAAGAAGGGACUGAUUAAUUUUAUCACCCUGCAUGCCUCCCUGAUUUAAGAACACAGGUCAAAUAACUUUAUAUACUGUACACAGUGUGUGAGUGCUUUGGUGGAGAUUAGUAGCAAUCUCUACCAAAACUAGCUAGCUAGUUUGCUGUUGCAGCUAUUGGUAGAGUAACAAAAUCUGGUUCCCCUAUGACUGCAAAUAAUCCUAAAAUGGAUAUCUCCACAAGGUUCCUUCCAUACACAGGUAUUUGCUAAUUAAAUCUCCUGGCUGACCUGUGGCAAAGAUGUGCAUACUCACCUUUCAGAAGCAGUCGGUGGGUGCAGUUAUAGGAGUUAAAAAAAGAAAAUGUUUGCCUAUAUUUUCUAAUAUAUGCUUUGUGCAUUAACUGCAUGACUACUUAGAAAGUGCUGUCAGCUCCUUGGGAGCUGGAGUCUACAGUAUCUGGAAUACAUCAGACCCUGACUACCUGAAAAUACAGCUGUUCAGGCCAGAGCUACCUAGCCACAUAAAUACAGAAGUAAAUACAUUUAUUCAUGUACACAUAAAGAAGCAUACUUUUUCCUUUCAGCCCAGAUGAUUCUUUGAUUUCUUCACCAUAUAAUGUGAUAUUAGUUAUCCAUUCCAUUUUCAGUGUGUGUAUGGUGCCCAUCCUGCCUAGAGAUCACAGAAUCACAGAAGACAUGAAGGCUAGGUAAUGAAAGUGAUAUAAAUUUUGCAGUUGUCUUUAGCAUGACAACAACAAUGGCAAAGAUUUUAAUUUCUUCCUCCCUUAUCUCCAUUCUACCAGAUACCUCAAAAUUGUGUUUUCAUAGGAGAAGAAAGCCCACACCACAGUAGCUCGCUCCUAGACACUUAUAUUAAAUAAACAUGUAUUUAAUAACUAUUUAUUCAGAUAUUUUAUUGCACACAUAUAACUGAAAAAAAAUGUACAGGUGCUAUUACUAAUUCUCAAAACUUUUUGCACAUCUUGGCAGUCAUGCCCAUAAUUUACUAUUUUGUUAAGUAAGUCCACAGUUCUUAGUUACUAAUUAUGUGUUACUCCAAGCCACAGGAUGUACAUUACAUUCAUACAUGCAGGAACUAAAAUCAAAAUUAAUCUCCCAAAAACCAUUUAGCAUUCUUUCUUCACUGGAAAUAAAAGCCUUAUAAAUAUUACUUUGGUGCAUUAGUUAUCAAAUUUCCUCUUUAAGCCUUUCUUUCUGCAAAAGCUUUUACUAAAGAGCCCAGUGCAUUAAAUCUGAACACCUGUCCAGCUUUUAUUUGCAUGGAUUGAAAAAAAAAAUUUUUGAUUGGAUUGUGGUAUGUGAAAAAUAAUUUUAGAGAGAUGCCAAUAUAUAAACCAAAUUCUUGGUGAAUAUAGAGCACACCUUGAUUUUCCCAUACACAGCAAAUAAAUUUCAAAGUUUUAAUGCUGUUAGGAGGACUUAGUAUUAGUCUUUGUAUACAGUUAUGUCAUUACACAUUUCUUGGUGUAAGUUUGAGGAGAAAUAUUGACUUCUUUAUGCUGGCCUUAAAUGACUCCAGGUAUAGUUCCUAAAUCCAUAUGCCAGUACAGAAAUAACCAGCUAAGUUUUAGAGCUUUGAGAAUGCAUUAGCUUCAAUCAAAUUUCCAGAUACUUUACACAUCAUAAUAUUUCUAAAGUACUUUGCUUCCCUAAACAACAGCACACCCCCUUGAAUUCUGACCAUACUGUCCAUUUAAACUAAUUAUUAUAUUUGUUUUGGGAACAAAUGUAACUGUUGCCUAUUAUGUAAACAAAAAUACCAUUGUCCAGUUUUAUCAGCUUCAACAUAAUUGACUGCACCCUCCAAAAAAUUAAAUUUUAACUGUAAUUGUAUCAUCUGCUAUUGUGUUUGCAGAUACUGAGUCUCCAUUCUCUUAAAUAUGCUACAUUUUAUUUGAGGCACUGUAUGCAUCUCAUUUCACAGAGAUGUAGUAAAGAAAAUAGGAAAGGAUAAAGUGGAUGGUGGUUUGUUGGUUUCUUUUUCCUCUAAAACAUACCUAGAACAUCCUGCAUUGCAAGAGGCAGGGUUGCUUAGUAGUACAAUUCAUAAGGAAGACAGACAUUGUCUUGCACGAUCUCUUGAAAUGGAAGCUUUCUUCAGUCUGCUAUCAGGAUUAGUUGCAGGAAGAGGAAAGAUCAGCUAUCCUUCCAGUCGCGUCAAUGAAUCUUGGAGUUAAACAUCUGAGUGAAGAGUAACAGAAAACAAAAGGAAAAAGUCAGACCUUAGUGAUAAGGUGAAAUUAGACAUGAAAAUAAUUAGUUCUGCCAUAAUUAUUGUAUUCUCUGACAGUGAUAUAGAGUUUCUGUCAAAUGUGAUUUAAAGCUAGGAUGGGAUAAUCUAAUCCAUUUAGGUUGCUGAUUCAAUGUUUUUUCUUAAGUACUUUAAUGCUAAAAGGAAAAUAUGUAGUUAAUAUUAAACACAUGCUAAGUAAGAAUGUUAAGUAUCCUAUUGCAAAAAAAAUUCAAGUAUCAUACUGCAAAAUAAAUAUCGACUGCAGUCUCCUUUGUGGAGAGCAGCCCUCUACUUCUCAUAUGAAGCAUUACUUUGGCAAUUGGAGAGCAAGUUUCAAGGCUGACUACAACCAACAAUUAAUGUGAAGAUCCAGUGAUAGCAAACAAAACAUGGAACAAGUGUGCUUACUUCCCUUGUAGCCUCCUCUCCCCUGGUAUAUUGGUGUCACAGGCAGCUUCAGCCAGUAUCACAUAUCUUUAGAGUCACUCAGCUUCUGCUGACACCAUUAUAGAAUAUGGUAUCCCAGACUUAUUUCUUUCAAAAUUGUGUGAAUUCAACCAAAAACUUCUUUUAAACUUAAGUGAAUCCCAUUUAAAAUUAAAAGCAGUGUAUUUUUAGUUCCUAAACACUUUGCUUCAGAAGAGAUAUGGACCAAAAUCUUUAAGGAGGUCUUCCUUUUUCUCUGUGCUUCCUAUAUGAGAAAAUGAAGAAGAAAGUAACUGGGUGCUUUCAGAUAUGAGAAGGAGGAGGCAGGGAAAAGGAGGAGAGCAAAACCAAAGGAGAUUCAUCUUAGCACUACAAUUCUGAAAUUGCACCUCAAAAAGCAUGGGUCAGAAAUAUCAUAUUUCUUACACCAGUGCAAAGAUCAUGUCUUUUAAAAUAUAAACUUUUUAGUGAAUGCUAUUUUAUCUUCUUAAACAAAUAACUAACUUAGUCUAAACUUUUUUGGGCAAUGAUAUUUCUCACCAUGAUGACACUGGAAUAAAAAUUUGUUUCUGGCUGCACUGGCACGGAGUUCCUUUGGGAGCUGUCUUCUGGCAUUAACUAGAAUUUUAAAUUUUUUUUUCCCCUAAUACCACUAAAUAGUGGAGGAUCCUUGUGGAGCAUUAAGACUUCCACAGCUUCACAGCAGGCAGCUAGAGUAGGAGAUGCAUAUUGAGUCCAUUCUUUCUUAGCAGAAAGCAGAAAUACAGUCUUAGCCCUACGCAAUUCUAUCUUGCUGCUUUAGAGAUCUGAUCAGAGGCUGAUGUGAGUAAGGGCUUUGGUUUAGACUUAUUGCUGUCAGAAAGACAAUGUUCAGCAGUCUGCAAGAAUACUGUGUACACUUAUAGACAUGUGCCCAACAGCACCUGGGUGUGUGGGAGGGACAAAUGAAACAUGUAACUGGAUUUUGUUAUCUUGGAUGACAGCAGUGGUUUUGGAAUGAUCUGCAUCUUCACAGGAAGCUGCAGCGGUUCUCCACAGAUGUGGGAUUUCAGCAGAUACUCGUGUUGAGCAACACAGAUUCUGGUGCUUGGGUUAUCUAAUUAACAUAGCUCCCACAUGGGUGAACUGCCUUGUAGUGGUUUAAUCUGCAGCCUUCACAUCAACAACAAAGAAAUCUCCUAAAUAACAGACCUCAGGAGUGAAUAAUACAUCUUGAUCCUUCACCUUUGGUCAUGACAUGAAGCUUAGACAAAACCUUCAAGUUUUGUUUUGGCUUCAGCUCUCAGCAUCUUUUCCCUGAAAAGCCACAGAAGUAGAAUUAAGGACCAUUUGGCAGAACAGUUAGGUGACAUUUUCUGGAGUAUCAUGAUUUCUCUGGUUACUAUUAAACCAUUGAUAGCAGCCAUUUCGGUCUCCUUUUUGAAUGUGGACACACUCAAGAAAAUUGAAUAAAACAGCAUGACUACUUCUUUCAGUCAGAAAACUGAGGAGUUGUAAAGAUUUCAUUUUUUAAAUAAAAUUCUCUCUUUUUGCUCACAAAAUACUGAACAAUCUGGAAUUAUUUUGUUUUACUACUGUAUAAAAUGUAGUUCCUACUUUUAUAGGCUUGGGAAGAGUCCAUGAAAUCUCCUGUUUUAUGAUUGAGGUCAUUAAAUGUCAGUAUGACUUAUUUGUCUGAAACUCUGGUCACAGCUGGAAGGUAAAGAGUUGUUGAAAAGAUAAGGGAUAUAAAGAGGCUCAUUAAAAUAAUGCAGAUGAUGGUACUGUGAUCAUCUUCUGAACUGUCUUCAACCUAUGACAGGAAAUCCUGUUGACCAAGUAUUGUUUUAUCUUUUUUCUUACCUAUAGGCAGGUUUUUUGUUGUGUACAGUGAAAGAUGAGAAUACAAACAUGGAAUCUGAAAACACCUAUACCAAGGAAGCCUAACUCUUUUUUAACGAAGUUUUGGGAGGGCAGAGGUGGACAUGAAUUGUGAGGGGAUGUUCAUAAUCACAGGGUGCAAGAAUCUUCCCUGUUACUCAGAGCACAGCCAUGAGAAGCACCUAAAAAUAACUUUUAUUUUCACAAAUCCACAGUCCUACAGCAGACGUUAAUUUCUGCCAGUAGACUGAAAUUCCAUGAGCAGUUGAACAUAAGCAAACUUAUUAUUGAGAGCACAAGGCUGUCUUCCAGCAGCUUCCUGAAAACCACUUACAACAGUCUUCCAGACUAGAAAACUGAGCCUGGUGGAAGAUCCAAGUACUUCUUUAAACGUAGCAUUAACAGCAUAACCAUUUGGCGAAGGGAAAACUUAAAUUAGGUUGCUAUGAAUACUGUCAAUCCCAGUAUCAUAAGAGGAAGUUCAAUUAUCUUGGACUGGUCCCAAAUUCAUAUUCUGAAAAUGAAAUGAUGAAACAACAUGUUGUGGUAAUUUUUGGCUUUUGUUUUAUUUUUUUUAAUUAGCCAUUUUGUCAGUCACUCUGAGGGAAAGCUCAGCAGCAUAAGAAAGCAGGAGUCUUCUGUUAAAAUGCAGCAGCUGUUUGUAACGGCUUGUUGAAAUCACCAUGAAACUUGAACUGUAUUAGAGGCAAGACUGUGAAACAAAAUAGCCUGUAAUGAGCAGCUGUGCCUAAGGAGUUCAGCUUCAGUGUUUUUAAACUGCCAGCUCCUUGCAGAGAGCAUUUUCCAGGCUCAAGAACGGAUUCUCUUGAUACAAGGGUCAGUUAAAACUUUCUGGGUCAGAGAGCUCAUUUAUCUCUUGAUUUCUUGCUAACCUGCCAGACUUUAAAGCGCUGGUAGCAUCUGUCUCACUGGGAAGGGACUGAAGCAGCCAACCCAGUAACUAUUAGGGAGACAACACUUGAUCUAUUUUUAAAAAUCUAGGAUUGCUUACAAUGCAAGUUAAACCACUUUGUAUUCCAUUCCCUCUGCUACAGAGGACAGUCAAGAAAUUCCCCAAAUGUUGAUUUUCCCCAGUGAGUUGAAAACAGGCAUCUAUAAAUAUUGCAAAAUGAUUGCCAGAUUCUAAGCAUUUUUUUUUUCUGGUUGCUGCCACAAAAGAUUCACACAGAAUCACAAUCCACAUUACUUUUCAGAAGUUUUCAGAUAUGUGAUUAAUACAAAUAGGGAAUUUUUUACUCAUAAACCAUAAUAUUUGCUUUGUAGUACUGGUAAGUAAUUAACUUUUUAUAAAGAGUGUUCAUAAUCUAAACUAGAGGAAUGAGGAAAGGAGGUCAGAACUCCUUAAUAAGACAUCUGCAGAGACAAUGCACGCAGAUCUCAGGCAGACCCAGCAAAGAGCUGUUUCAUCUGAACAUUAGCUAGCUCAUCUGACAUGGCUUCUCUCUUCUGUAACUACUGGCACAUACAGAGCAAGUGGAGCUGCAUAACUUAUUUUCAAAAAAUACACAGAGAAUAUAAAGCCAUCUAUAGCCUAAACAACAAAUUUUUGCUCAGAAAAAAAAUAUCAUAUGAGCAUAAAAGGGCUGCACAAAUUUUGCCAUAUUUGUAAAAGUGGGUUUAGCUGUGUUCGGGUAGGGCAAAUUGGCAGUUUUGGGCCUAAUCACAAUUUGGUGUGUUCAAGAGGAUAGCACUUAAAAGGAAUAUGAACAAACUGCUGUAGGUCUGUACAGCCCCCAUAACUCUAGCAUUAAUCCUUCCUCUAUCCUUUUCUACCUUGUGACUCAAAACUGCAGCUCACUAUUGGAGUGAAUAGCACAGAAACACUUUGAGGAUGCUUAGCUCUCUCCCUGCAACUUUCAUAAGCUCCCCAGCCUUUUUGUUCCUCCACCUAGAAGGAGGGUACCCAACUAGAACUGGAGAACUCCUCUGGGAAGAGGUUGGCCAGCUCACUGUACCCAUGCUGGCAAGUGUCCCACCUGUCAUUUGUCACAAGACACGACAGGACAAGGGCUGGCUCACCAACAGGAGAGCUGCAUCUGCUCCUGGGUGGAUUUAUGGGAAGAUAUCACUCAGACAGUUCUAUAGGAAGCAGACUUGUUUCACCACAGAACCCAAAAAAUCACAACUGAAUAAUAAUAGGUAGUGCAUUUGUAAAGGAAAAGAGGGAUAUUUUUCUUGACCAGUUCAGGUCAAAUCUGAGCUCAUCCCUACAAACCUGAAGCACUCAGUGUAGUAUGCUUUGAAACCCUGACUUUUCUACUUUCUUGGUCAUUUUGGUACUACAUGAGGUCAAAAAGGGAGGCAAGGAGAGAGGAAACCAAAAGAUGUUCCCAAGUUCACCCUUGGGAACUGUCAAGUUCCUUUGAGUAUAACUUAAGAGGUCCAUUUACAAGCUGUUUCAUACGAACAAUUCACAGCAUUUAACACUCAGUUCUCACAAUAUUGCACUUUUCUGCCAAUGUGGGUGUCUCAAACUCACAUGGUACCAAACUGAGUUAAUAUGAUAGCACAGCACUGGGGCCAAGGGAAAGUGUUGCCUCUUUUACAUACCUCCAAAAAGCCUCCACCUCCAUCACCACAGAUGCUCUGUUGCAUCCCUUUCUGUUGUUUGGCUUGUUAGAAUAUGUAGUGCCAGAAUGAGGUAUGAAAGGGAAGGUUUUGGAGGAAGACUGUGUGGCUACCGCAUUAAUUUUUGGAACUGGAAAACAGACUCAACAGGAAUGGGGAGAGGGAAUCACAGAUCUCCACUGGUGGCGUGUUGUACUGGGAUGAAGGCAGUCAACCAAGACAAGGUUAAGAGUUUUACAUUUCUAAUACUUUCUGCAGUUACAGUUGUAAUGUUCUUUUGAGAAUGUAAUUUCAUAACAUGUGAUUGUUCUGCUUACUUCUAACUGAACAUUUGAAAGAAAUCAGCUUUAAUAGCCUGCUUGAUACAUUGCUAUUUGCAGUGUUUUCCUGGUCCAUACUCUAAAGUCCAGUUGGUUGAAAGAUGAUUAUAAAAGAGAAUCCAUGAAAUGUUAUAUUAAGAAUUCCAUGAGCCUGGAACUAUUUAAAUUUAAAAAUUAACUGAGAGAAAGUAUAUUUUUUUAAUGUUAUAGGAUGUGAGGGCCCUGUGAGGAGGGGACACUGGGUCUCAGGGUUUAGCUGCCUAUGUCCGUGGUUGGCUCUGCCACAGUGCAGUCUUGGGUGAAAUUCCUGUGUUGAUAAUUUUGUUGUAAGAAAGAGCUGUGUGAUGACUCUUGGAGCACCCCUCACCCCUUGGCUCAGGAGAUUCAUUAAAGCUCAGGGUGUUACUCCUUGGUCAUUUCUUGAGCCAUUAUGCAGAUACACAUUUGCCUCUCCCUUUGCCAGCAGCUGGUCCCUGACAAAGAUUGUCUUAAAAAUGAAACGACUUUUGAACCAGAGUAUUAGCAUCACAAACUUAUCUGGAGGAUGCACUACGCUACUCCUUCUGCAGUUGAUUUUCUGAUUUCUUUCAUGGAUGCCCAUCCCAGAACAUCCUGAGCAGCUGCUCUCCAGCCAGUUUUCUUUUGCAAGGCUAAGCCAGUGUGCCAGGGGCAGAAGGCAGGAAAGCCUGAUGAAUUCCUUCAGAAUUUGUUCAUGUUUGAGUGGGGGUGGCAGAUGGGGAAAUCCAUGAGGAGCAUAUAUAUCUUCUUACUCACCCUGUAAAACCGCAUGCCAAUCAUCCUGUGCAGUCUGUGUGGGAUCCCAGGGGUGUUAAAAAACAGAAAUCAGGACAUAUUGGAGGAUGUAUAAAUCACAAAUUAUAUCUGCUUCAGGGAAGGGGUACUCCUUCUUACAUAUUUGCUCAGCUCUGCUGCACUGCAGCCCCUAGGCAUCAAAUUAUUGUAAUUCCAGUUCUAUUUUCAGAACAUCAGAAAUCUCUGAAAACACUCACUGAGAAAUGCUUGCAAUCAUUCCAGUGAAUUAAGUGCUCAUUUGGAGACUUUCAUUUCUUCAGUUUCUGAGGUUUGUCUAGGAAGGAGGGUUAGGUUAAUCUGGAGCACUUUUCAAGUGCUGUUGAAUUGGAGCAGACAUUUGCUGCUUUGCUGUUCACUUUCACAUAGCACAAGAGAAAAAUCAAAUAUUAUCUGGGACAUGAGUUCUUUGCCCUUUGUUGUGAUAUGAAGAAAUAGUUUUUUUGCUGAAUAGCAGGAAUAAAAAACCAUCAUUCCUCUUCUUUCACCCAACAGCUCUAUUAAGAUAGUGGGAAUUAUUUAUUAAAAAAAAAUUCAAAAAAUUAUUUAGAAAUACAUAAUAUUACAUUAACAAUUGGUGGAAGUUUCUUAAGCAAGUUGUCAUGUAUCAUUUCAGCAUGUCAACUAUGUAGCAAAAUAUUUUUGCACAACAAACAUUGAGUUUUUUGCUUAUUAAAAAGCACUGUAUUUUACAAAACACAAAUUUAAGCAAUUUACUGGCAUAUAAAUGCAGCUACUCUGAGCUAUCUCAUCUUUCAAAUUAAACCUUCUAUUUUACUCUAAUUUCCAUCAGGAAUAGAAACUUUUACCAUGCAAUGCUACAUUUUCAAACAACGCAGCUCUUUGUGUAUAAGCGGUGAUUUGUCCACACAUCACUCAUGCUUGCAUUCCAGAAGAAAACAGUUGUUAGGAUUGUAAUUGCUUAAUAGUAGACAUGCUAUAAUCAAGUUCCAUCAUAUAUUUCAAAUUUGUCACGUGUUUUGGGCAAGAUUCUUUUUCCAAAAUCUGAUAAUAUGUAUAUAUAUAUACAUCUUAUCCAAUGUUAUUAAAUCUGUCCUUAGUUUGAUCGUUUCUGUAUUGUUUCCCACCAUCAUAUCCAUUUUCCUUUAACAAAAUCAUCUCAUCUGCACUUAUACCAUACUCUGACCUGCCUUCUCAGUGGAUUGCUCUAAAAGGUACCCACCACACUGCUACAAAAAUGAACCAAAACUGCCUUUCCUCACCACUGCCAUCAACUCUUCCACAUGCUAUAUUAACCAUGACUGGAUACUAGUUAUUAGUUUUUCUUUCAUAAGCAAGAGUUACUCUGCAGGUGUUUUUAAAGCAUCAUAGUGAUUACAGAGCAAGAGACUUAGGCAUUGCCCAAACCUUUGUAGAUAAAAAAUUAGCUUCUUGAAUGUGUUUCCAAGUAGUCAUGAGGAUUUUUCAUGACUGCACAUUUCAACCUCAUAGAAAUUCAGAAAUACGAGGUCAUAUCCAUCAAAAAAAUCCCCCAAAAGGCCAAGACAACAACCAUAAAUUUAACAUGAUUUUUUUAUAUUGCUGAGCACAUUUGUUACAUAGUCUUCUCAAACUCAUUCUGAGAAUCUUUGUUGCAAUCUGAGGUUAAUUGAGUGGCUGCAGAACUAAAUCAAGUACUAUCCAUCUACUACAUUAAAGCAUUGCCUUUCCUCACUUUAGUUAGUCCCAAAACUUUCAUAAAAAGGCAAGAUAAGUAAAAUCUAGAAUUAAAACUACUGAGAAAGUAUAUUGACCAUGCAAAUAAAGUGAAGUUGAAUAUAACAUUAAAAAACUGAGGGAAACAAGCAUUUAAGAGCAACUUUUCCCUCCCUCAGCUUAUGCUUUUUUAAAAAAAAGAGACAAAUAUAAGCCAGGGAUUUUUUUAAAUUGUAGAUUUGAUGUUGCUAUUUUUUUGUGUAUUUUUUUUUGGUCUUGGUUUUGUUUUUUCCUUCAACUGCCACAUCUAGAAUGUGGCUGCAGAGAGAAAACUGCUGGGGCAAUACUGGGGCAUUAUUCCAUAACUUGCUACAGAUUUCAUGGAGUAUGCAUAAAAUAACUGUCAGAACCACUGAGAGUCUAUAUUUCUGAUCAGACAUAGAACACAUGUGGAAAUACAUGCCAAAAGAAGUCAAAUACCUGUAAGCUUGUAGGGAAAGAAUUUCUACAUGCAAAUAAGGUAGACAUAUAUCUUUUUCCUUGAAGACAUACCCUUUAACUUUAAAAUCUGCCACAAUCAAUCUUCUUCCCCAGCAGAAAAAAUAAAUGUUUAAAAAAAGGCCAAAAACAAAUCAGAAAAAACAACAAAGGAAAAAGAAAAACAAAACCAAAAAACAAUUUAGAUGCACUUUCUUCCAUCCCUAUAUAUAUAUAUGUAGUUGCUGCUCGCUUUUUGGCAUAUUCACUAUUCUGCUCCUUUGUAAUUCUAAUUUACUAUUGUUAUUUCUAUCAGAAACUACUAUUGCCUUUUCAGAACAAAAUCCCCUGGGAGAUAGAUAAAAGCAAGCUCCAUGCUAAAUUUCAUCAAUUUAAAAGGAAACAGCCCAAGGCUUAGGUCCUUAUCAUACACCUCUAUAUAAACAUUAUAUUCCUGGUCUGCACUGUCCAGUACAGAUUCACCCUUUCCAGAGAUUAGUGCUGAUCUUUUCCCAGUUCAGCUUCUAGUCUGUGCUGAAAAAUUGUUUAGAAAUGCUUAUAGACCUCCUAGAUGUUAAGAUGUUAAAACAGAUGUGACUUGAUAUUUGUCUUUUCCCAUACCAGACUGCAUAGAUCCAGUUAGGCUUAGAAGUUGUUAUAAAUUAGAGUGUUUGAGAUCACUUAAAAAUCAUUGGCACAGGCAUGAGCAAAAAUCAGAUUUUACAUUUAAGUGACUAAGCACGCAAAGUUCGUUGGCAAGAUUCACUCUACUACUUACAGGACAGCUAAGGCACAAGGGAAAGUGAGUAACAAAAAACCCAUAUAUCCAGGCAAUCAAACAGAAAUGAACUGAGAACAAUCUAGGGGGGCAUGUGUGUGUUUUUAGAAGUGUGGGUUUGGGUGUAUGAGUCAAAAGACAGUGCAGGCAAGGAUAAAAAGGAACACAGCCCAAAAGCUUAACACUGAAACUUAGCAGUAGUUUAACUUACUUUAUACCUUAAACCUAGCAAUUUAACAUAGAAAACCACUUAACAGAUAACCAACUUAGCUUUUCCCUUAAUUUAUAUUUUAACAAUCUAACAGAGCAAUUACACUUAAUAGCAUUUAACUUAAGUUAUAACCCUUACUUCAACGUCAAACUUCGCAACUACACAGAAGGACACCCAGCAACACCUAGCUUGGCUUAUGUUUAACAAUUCAGAAAAAGAACAACACUUAGCAGCAUUUAAGUAAGUUUAUAACUAUAACUAACAUUACUUAUUUUGAUAUCCAAGGUACUUAAGCAUCUAAGAAAGCAGUAUUUCUCUCAGAUUUGCUGUAAUAUAUGCGCAGGGGCAUAUGUGCAGACAGAAAUAGUGCAGGCAAGGUAACCUGUGAAAAAUACCCCUCAGAGGUGAGUGAAAUUCUCACUUUGGAUGCUUUUGCAUCUCCCAACAAGAGAAGGAUCAGGCCUCAAGGACUGAGGUGUCAACCUAGAACAUGUCAUGUUUCGGUGAUUCUUCAGGUACAGAAAAGCUGAGGGUGUGCCGGCUCUGAGUCCCACUCUGAGGGACACUGUUGGUCACAGGCCCACUGCGAUCCAGCAGAACCUCAAAGGAUUCCACCUUGGACUGCUGUUCAUAGGGUCACAAGAGAGUGUGGGUUUCAGUCAGAACAAUGUUUCAUCGCAGCCACAGUUUGGGUUGGCACCUUCUUUGAAAGUGUGAGAACAGGAAGGUUAUGCCAUUCAGGCCAGAGGAAUAUUUUCUAAGGCUUGGCAUAAGGAAAACAGGAUUUUGUUAGCAAUUCCUGGGAACAGGAAUUAUUCCUGAUAAGCUUAUUCUAGAUAAGCUUGGAAAGAGAUGAGCCCAGGUGCUGUUUUCAGGGCCUAACAAGAAGUUCUCAGAUCACACUGCAGCCUGGAAAGGGGUGGGAGGCAAGAACCACCACAGGGGUAUAAAUGCCAGCAUAGAUUAAUUUAGCAGGACAUUUCCUGCUCACUGCUUUCAGGCAUAUGAAAAUUAACAAGUCUUUUCUGGGCUGGGGCUUCUGCUGUGCUUGAAGACUGCUUAGAUUAUGAGCUCAGAUUUCCAUUCCACUCUGAAGGGUGGUCUUUAGUCCUGCACACUACAUUGCUUGCAGCUUAUGUAAAAUGUGUAAGAGUAGCUCAAAUGCAAGGUAUUUUUCACACUGAGAUUCAGUCAUCAUUGUAAAGACCAAACAUGUUAUGUUAGGUUCAUGGAUCACAGCAGGAAAUCAUCCUGCAUCAUCUUUUUAGAUUAAGGGUUCCAAAGAGUUUUGCAGUUUUACAUAAUUCAGAGAGCAUUUUAAAACAAAACAAAACAAAACAAAACAACAAACAAAAGAAUGAAAACAAUGCACUCUUUAAAAAAAAUUCACACCCAUGAACUAGUAGCAGUUAAUUUUAUAACUCCAUGAAAAUAAAAUUCCACCUGUUUUCUAAAUGCAUUUCCCAUUUGCACAAGAGUCAAUACAUCUUCUGUUUCAACGUGGGAUAGAAUUAAUGUGUGAACAAUUAGGUUUGAGUGAGACGACCUAAAUGAGAUCCUGGUGGCAUUAAAUCCAUGGAUAACAAAAGGAUUUACACUGCAAUGCUAGGAGCACAGUGCCUUUAGCUCUUGAAUUCCCAUUUCUGGACCAUAAAAAGCUGCAGCCAUGAAGUGCACAGUCCUGCUGUGGUAUAAACCAUUGUGGGUAGAUCAUACUCUCGUAAAAUGUCAAUUUUGAAUAAGCAGGCUUUGGGCUACUUUUAUCCUGGCUAAUAAAUGAAAGACAAGGUUUUGCCUGUUCUGUUUUCUUUACCACAUCAUUUGAGUAGUUCUACAGAAAUGUGGUGCCAUGCCAUGGCCAGUUCAGAUUUUCAUCCAUGAAAACUUGAGUUUGUACUGUGCCCAUCCUGUUCUAUGAUUGUGGAAACAGCAGUCAAAAAUGGGAGAGAUGUUUAUAAGGUAAUGAACCUUGCACUCACGAGUAAAUUCUCUUCCAUGUGUAGCACAUGCAAAGUUAUUAGGAGAUAAACAACUCUAACAUUUUAAAUAAAUAUCUCUCCACUGGAUUUUGGUUUUGUAACUGUAUCUGUUUCGUUUUGGUUUUUUCUUUUUUUUUCUUGAGCCUUCUGCUUUAACAUCAGUUAACACAAGAUUGUUAUUUAUACUGAGGAGAAAUUAACCACAACUUCAUGACCUGCCACUGCUAAAGUUACAAACACUGUUCCCCUUUGCCACAAGUGUUUAGAUGCCUGCCUUCAAGGUCAUCUCUGCCAUGGUGCAACCUUGAAUGGAACUGCUGGGAAAAAAGUGUUUUCCCAGGGAGAAAGAAGAGUGAGCUGUGCAAUGACUUGCAGACCACCUCUACCUUCCUAGCUUGGAAGCUGCAUGACAGCUUAGGCAGACCCUGGCCAUCUUUGACUUGAUGACUUGGCUUCCUGUCUGUGCCUGGAGCAUCCUCCUACUUGGUGCAGCUGUGAUGGCCACAAAUCCCUUGGCCAUCCCUGUUCACUCUGCCCAGCCCUACGCCACUCUCUUUGCUGGGAUGUGAUGUGAUGGCUAAUGCAGGCAUAAUCCUGCCAACCUUCUUAACACCCUCAACACUUGCUCCUGGCUCUUACGAGUGUUAGCUCUCUGGUGAUAUCCUAAAUUUUCAAUCUCUUUUACCCCAGAGUUAAGCAGUGGUGCUCAUUUUAUUUCAGCUAUUUUAAGUUUUGAGAUUGUAUCCUUCUGUUGCUCUUUUUAAUCUAUGUUCCAAAAGUCUCAGGGGAGAUUAUCUUUCUUUAUUAGAAGUUCUCAGUAAGUUAGCAUUUCACACUACUUGAAACAGUAGUAGUAGAUGAUGUAAAGUUCAUUUUUUCUAGUUAGGGAGAUAAGAAAAUAUUUUUGCAUAAAAACAUUUUCCUCUCUAAUUGGAAACUGACAGUCACCUAGAGACAAGAAUAAUAACAUGGUUCCCAGUUAAUUUUUUUCAUAGACAACACUGAAUUUCUGGAUUUUUCCUACAGCAUACUGGUUAUUUAUGACAGUUUUUAACCUCUCUGAUGACAACUUGCCUUUAGAUGUUAUGACACUCAACAUACUGUAAAUUCAGGUAUCAUGAAGGCAAAUACUAGUUCAGGUACGUGAAAUGUCUGUUUUUCCAGUGCAGUAGCCUGAAAAUGAGCACCAUUCAAAUCCCACAGCAUAAUUCAGCUCUAAAUAGGUCUCUUCACUUGUAAGUGCCCAUUUAGUGCUUCUAGAAAUUUUCUCACAAUGCUUAAACAUUUUUUUGCUGUUUUCCAAUGUUUCAUUAUAAUCUCUUACAGGGUCACUCUUCUUACCAUGGCAACCAAGCCACCAGUAGCACUGAUCUUGUCUCAUAAAACAGUCAGUAGUCCCAGGACUGGUCAGUACUUGAAAACCAAACUAAGCACUGCAGAAAAUUAUACUAACCAGCUUUUCCAGAGUAUUCAGUACAGAAUUGAUUGCACCUCUAUGACUUCUGUUUUAUAUCACAGUAAACAACUCAGUUGUGGAACAGUUCUGUGAGCCAGCUUUUUUUGGUUUUGUUUAUUCAGUGAGUUAUUAAAAUUUUUGUGCAUUAUUUUGGGAGAAAUGGCUAUGAUACUGUUUCAUUUUGAUAUUAUAAUGAACAUGAAAUAAAAAAAAAAUAUUUUUUCUAUCUCUUUAUUCAGGAAGGCAGGAGGCUAGGUGGGUGGUGCAGGACUCUGCAGAACAAAAUACAUUUUUCCUUUUUCUUUUAUUUAUCUUGUACCACACUAUUAUUUAUAUCUACACAGUUGAAUUUUCUUUAAAGUGUACCAUAAGAUACAGGUUAGGAAACAGCAGCACUGAAAUUUGGGUCCCACCAUGUAAGUGCUGAAAUUGUAGUGUUCAUUCUCAUUACUAAACAGUCACACAGGGAUUGUAGGAAGAUCUGAGGAAUGUCAUCUUUACCUUUGUGCAUAACAAUAAAAUGAACAUAUCAAAAUCAGAAAUAUGCCAGCAUCCAAAAUGAAAAGAUAUUAUUUUUUCUAUUCACAUCUUCAAAGAUGUAAGGGAAGCACAGAAGGAGACAGAUGGUCCCACUGACCAUGAUGCUUAUUUAAAAGGUAUACUAAUGCUUCUCAACACCUACUCCUGUAAGCUUAGAUCUCCAGAUCUUCACUUGUGCAAGCUGGCUCUGCAGCCAUGAGUUAAGAUCUUGAAAACUGUUCCCAUGUGUUCCUGAAAGGCUUUGGCCAUCCCUUUGCACUGGACACUUGCCUGAGAGGACUUGUAUUAGCCAUAGGGUUCAGCCAACUGGAGAUUGUAGUUCUUCAAGCUACAACUGAUUCUCAGUCACUUUCAUCUUUGCUCAGCUUCCCUUCUGCCCCAUACACUUCCUAUCCCUGACGCCAUCUAGCUGAGUAACAGGCUAACUUAAAUUUUACUUCACUUUAAAUUUGCUGUUUCAUAGGGCAUAUGUGAUGAAAGAUGUUUUUCCAUGCCCUGGCCAUGUCAUCUGGUUUAACUGAUAACUUUAAGGCCAUACAUCUAUUCACAUUUUUCCACCCUAUCCAUGCCAUCACUUUUUGUCAUGGAUUUCACAAAUCUCAAAAAGAAGUUGUCUUGCUAUUUAAAGUGGUCAUAUAGAGCUUAACAGAGUUUUUCCACAUUUCUUAUAGCCCUUUUUUCCCAUGUGCACACUUAAACCCUUUCUUAGAGAGAUGCUUAGAAGCAUCAUCUUGAUGACCUAGUGAGUCAAUAUUUCCUUUUCUUAUGACACCAUCACAAGCUCCUAUUAUAAAACUGUGUAACUCUUACCUUGUCUACUAACACAGCAGCUCAUAUGCUGAUUCUAUACAAUAUCAUAUCUCAUAGCUUUGUUAUAAAAACUUUGUGUUGUUUCGUUCCUAUCAGGAACUCCAGAUCUGGAUUUAUAAAGACUCCACAUCUUAAGUGAUGUGUAGGAUAACACUGUAGAGAAACAGAUUCCUGAUGGGGAAAAAAAAACUAUUCAAAUUUUUGGUGUUACCAUAGAAUAAGAUUUCUUUAAGGUUUUGUUUAAACUUAUAAGCAAUAGAAAAUGCUCAUGAAAUAGCCAUUAAGAUGUUCAGGAUACUUACCCUUGGCUACUUAAAAAGAAGAUUAAAUUCUGAGAACAUAUAAACAUCUAAGGAAGGUUAAAUGAGCAAAAUUACUGAGCUAAGAAGUCUUCACCACAUAGAAACAAGGAGUACAAAAAGAGGAUGGGACAUAAAAGUAUUUUAUUUCAUUUUAAAAAACAAUAUAACUUUCAUUCUCACAUAAAGACUACUUGAAAUUCUAGAGACAGUUUAAUGAACAAAAUGUUCUGAUGUUUGUCUCAAAUUUUCGAUGUCUUUAGUCAAAUUCUAUAUCUGUAAAAACUGGGAAGGCAGAAAAUAUGCAUUUCAAAAUAGUAAUGCUAUUUCUGGAUAGUUCUGGAAGACUUAACAGGCUGGAGCCCAAGAAAUAGUGGAAGAAGAGUAAGAAAUUCCAUAAAUUAAAAAGACUACAACCAUGAAAUUGUUUUCUAUGCUACUCAUAAGAAUACUUUUCUUGAUAAGGUGUAGGGAAAAGAUGUUGAAAAGUCAGGAGAACCUGAGCAGUUAAUCAGCUAACAAUUUAUUGUGUCAGCAAUAGUAAACUGCAAGUGUGUGCAUGUGCAAGGCCAUGGGUUAUUACAAAAGAAGCAGCACAAUUUCUAUUUCUAUACAGAGGAAGAGGAAAUCACAAAUUCCAACUAAGCAGAUUUACUACAGCUAUAUGUAAAACAGAGCAUUUAUUUCUAGGUUAUUCCCUUAUAGAGAAAUAGAAGCAAACUGGAGCAAAUAAGAAAGAAAAGUAAAAGAGCAAGUUUAACAAGAACUGUGGAGAAAGUUGAUCUACCAGUAAAAUAAGAAAGAGCUGCUGAUCCUGAAAUAUCUGUCUGAUAAAGCAGAUAUUGAGACAGGGUGCAAGCUUCAGAACCAGCCACACUGCUAAAAAAAGCAUGCUUCUCUACCAUUUUACUUCCACUCUUUUAAAAAGAGUGUAACAAAACUCUGAAGCACCCAGGUUUCUGUUCUGCACUGUCAUUUCCUUGGCAGCUGCUACAGCGAAGAGUUUAGGACUCUACUCAGACAGGGAGGCAGAAAGGAGGAAACAUUAUCUAAACCCUCAUCUAUCUUGACCCACAGGUUAAGUCACACGCUUACACCUGAGUCACCUCUUACCCUGCUCCCUCCUCCUCCAUAUCCUCUCUUAUUCAUGCAGACUCCUCCUCCUUAUGAAUUUAGCUGCUGUCAGCGUCUUUGUCAGCAUUUCAGUUUUCAACCUACUUACUUCUCACCUUGCAGGCAGUCCUAUGUAUGAAACACUCAUACAUGGUUAACAUCUUGCACCUCCUUCCUCUGCUCCCCUUGUUUACUAGAAAUGCUCAAGCUGCCCACAGAAUAGUUUGCUUCGCUCUGUACCUUCAGGCCAGUUGUGAGCAAUGCGAGCACAGCCAACAACUGGGCUCCUCCAAUGGCUGCAGCCAGGCAGAGCUUGGGUCUGGAAUGAGGAGAAACAAAAGCAUCCAGCUGCUUGGAAUACAGAAUGUCUGGAAAGGCACAUAGCGAAAACUCAAGGAAGGUCUGAGACCUGCAGAGAUUGCAAGACAGAGAAGAGUCCUGUGCUACUCCAAGGCUCUAGCAUCCCUGAAAGGAUGGCUCACAUCAUUCAGUAUUGUGCCUCUUCCUCAGGAUAUUAGUAGUACUACUACUACUAAUUUUGAGAAACUGAGAAGACUGUAGCUGACUUCUACCACAAGGUGACCUAUAGAGAAAUUAGCAUACUUCUGCAUAUCAUUGAUAGGUAGAAGUUUCCCUUCAAAUAGGAUGAGAGUCCCAUAUUUAUUAUUUUUCUUUAUAUAAAUGAAACAUUAAUGCACCAUAUAAUGCACCAUAGGAGUGGCAACUGAUGGUGGGCAUAUCCCAAGUCAUAUAGCAGUAAAAGAGGAAUUUGUUAUCCUGUGCUUGGGAUUUAAAAUUACGUUGCAAAGAGCACUACUUAAGCACUACUACUGAAAAGAUUUGUACUACUAGGGUAAUAAAUUAAAUUACUACUAAAAUCCUUCUCCUAAAGUUACUACUAUCUUUUGAUCUGUUUUUUUUCAAGGACCUAGUCUUUGGUGUGCUUAACAGGCCAUACAAUAAAUUGGGGAAAAAUUGAAUAGGCUUAGAAAGCCUAUUGCUACAUAACCAGUGUUCUGUUGCUGGUUUGAUAUCACCAGGGAGUUCAAAGAAAUCCUUAAUGCAAGAGGAAGUCAUUACAGAAAAAGGCAACAGUCAUUAUAUUUUGCAUUCCAAUAACAUGACAAAAUAGCCAGAGGACCAAUUUUUUUUUUCUUUUUUCUUUUUUUUCUUUUUUUCCUUUUUUUUUCUUUUUUUUCUUUUUUUUUUAAUGUAACAUCCUGAAGGAAGGAAGGAAGUGAAUUUGGAGAUUUAGCUUUGUAUGCUGGAAAGAAAAUAAAUAGUGUAUGACUAAUUAAGCCCCAGGUAAAGCUGAGAGUAAUGCCUCCAGCAUUUUUAAAGGAAAGACUAAGAGAGAGAUUAUUAUCCUAGAAGUCAAUGCCACACUAGCCUCAGAAAGACUCUCCAGAAUACCCAAUAAGACUUGCCUUGCAAGACUGCCACUAAAAUAUUCUGAAUACAUUUCCCACAGCAGACUAAAUGCCAUAAGGAAUCUUUCAGCAUUCUUUUCCUGAGGUCAUUUCUACUGGGAAAAUAACAAUGCCACUUCCAUGCUGAAAACCUCUGUUAUAGGAGCCUUUUAGCAAUCUGCCAUUAAAGUUUAUCUUCAUGCUUAACAGAAGUUCAGAGCAUAGCUUCUUCGUUUUCUCUUCGAGACUAUGUCACAUCUACAACUAUUUUUGUAAAGAAGACCCCAAAAUCUUGUUUCUACUGUAUUUAAGGACGAUUUCUAGUACCCAGCCAUAGCUACUUGUUACUUGAGGGAAAAGUGUGAGCUCCACUGCCUGCCAGCUGAGCUGUAUGUCCUACAGUGACUUAACUCAUCAGACGGAGGGGCACAGGCUGGCCCUGUGCAGUAAUACAUGGCACUGGACUGCAGGCUCCAUGAAUACAACCACAAUCCCUCAAAAUAUUCAGAUGACUGUCUGCAGAGAUUGUUUACUCCUGAUCCACUAUUCCUUGCAUUCAAAAUUAGGUAUUUUUGUUCUUUUAAAUUUGAAAUAAUAGGGGAAUAAAAGGCAUCUUUUUCUAAACUACUUUGUUCUCAGAAGUGAUGACUAUAAAUCAAGUUUCCAUCGGUCAGAUUUUGCUGCUUAGGAUGCAAACAAUAAUUCAAUAUAUCAAGAGAGCAGUUUUAUAAAGAUUGUUACUGUAGAUUCUGAAUAAAGUUCAGAAUUAGUACUGAGACAAAAGAACAAAAAUUUCUAGACUGUUUGAGAGGUAUCUCAUUCAGACACUGAAAACCUGAGAGUUGUGGAGGUCAAUGAUAUUUAACUAUGUGCUUCUAGAAUUAAGCACAUUCAUUAACAGCAACUACUAGAAGUUAAGAAUUUAUUUUAAAUAGACAUAAGGUGGAUAAGGUUCAGAAUCUCAAAUUUCAUCAUUUCCAUAAGAAAGGAAAUUGUUUUUCCUCCACAGUAUAAUAGUAGAGGCCUAAAUGUGACAUAACAGAAGUGUAUGAGGUCAUUUCCUCAUCCAGAAAACAUUAGUGUGAUACAGCUGUACUGAACAACUCUGUAUCUCUAGAUGUAAAAGCAUGCUUUAUGCUUACAGUGGUAAAAUAAAGGGCACUAAUUAUAAUCUUUAUCCAUUCACUCAAACAGAAGUGUGUUUGUACUUUGAUAGGACUCUGGAUAUUCAUGCAUUGGUGAAAAUUGCUGUCACAGACUAAUUCUUGCAUUUGCCCCUGAUCUAUCCUCAUAGAUGUGGGAUAAGGAAUAAAGCAAAGUCUAGUCUCUGUGAUUAGUUAGAGCUUACUCAGCAUUGUUUUCACUCGUGAGCAGCUGUAUCCUGGCGCUUUCUGCCUCUUUCUGAUUGCAAGCAAUUACUUGAAUACUUAGGUGUUUGACUGUCAUCCCUUCUACCCAGAAAUAGACUUACUUUUAAGACCAAGGUGAGAGGGAGAUAUAUGUAUUUAUAUAUACAUAUAUAUAUACAUAUAUAUAUAUCAAUAUAUAGAUAUAUAUAUAGGGAUCGAUAUAUAAAUAAAUAGACAAGUUAAGCUAAAACAAGGUAAAUUGGAUUAAUUUCUUGGUACCCUAUUUAUCAGAGUAGAGCACAACAGGUAAUACAUUUCUAAUGAUAUUGCAAGUAUUCAAAGUGUAUAAGUGUUCAUGUAGAAGCUGAUGAGGACUGAUUCGAAUUAACUGAAAAACAAUCACUGGUCAUAUAUCACAAAUAAAUUCUAAGACUGUAUUGCAUAUGUAGAAAAUGAAAUCAGACUGCACAUUUUUUUACUCAGAAAUAAUUUUUAAGCUAAUUUUAGAACACUCUAACCAUUAAUUUAUUGUAAUUAAAAAUAGGUUUUGAGAUUGAUUGUAUUACUUUAUGCUCAGAAAAUUUAAAAAAACAAUAUUAUGGAUGAUAACAAAUUCAGUCCUAAAGAAAGAUAGUCUAAAAACCUUCAUAACAAAACUUUCUUUAAAAACCAGCUUUUUUAAAGGAGAUUAAAAUUAUUUAGUGCAGAAAAAGCCCUGCUGUCCUUCAUUUGUCAUUGAGAAGAGAGAAGAAACAAAGGAUGAUCCAGAUAUUAACAGUCUUUUUUUCGAAGACUUUUUCUUAUGUUAUUAAAAACUGCUAUUUCAACUGAGCUGUGCAUUUGAUGAGAGGAGGUGCUUUAAUGUAUGUCUGUAUCCUGCCAAGUCUUAGCUGGUAGCAGAGAGGUGCUCCACUCUGCCAUGCCACUGAAACGCUGCAGCGUGAGCAGGCUGCAUUCUCCUUGUCUGAAUGAGAAGUGAGGGAGAGCCUGCAGUCUGUGCUACACCAUCCUGGAUGGUGUUGCUGAGUGGCUUCUAUUGGACAGACAUGUUCUGCUGGAUAUUUUGCACAGCUUUUCUCUAAUUCCCAAAUGAGAACGGCUUCAAGGUAUUUAAUGAAUAAAUUCCAUUCAAAAGGUUUUAUUUGUGUCAUAGGGACAUAGCCUACUGUUCUUCAUAGAACUAGUCUUCAUUUUGCUGUAAAAAGCUCAGUUCAGGGAAGUUAAAGACAGAUAUUUUGUAUGUGGACAGUUUCUGAGAGAUAAAGUUCAUAAGCAUUUCACCUGUUCACUGAUGUUUCACUUGCAUUUUGGAUACUCUAAAUCUCACAUCACUAUUUUUCGCUUCAAGGAUAGUGAAUUUUUCUGCUUGUAGUAACUAUAAGACAUCUGCCUUUCAUCUUUUUCCAUUUCUUUCUCUCUUUCUCACCUGAGGGACCAUAAUAAAUCCUUUCUGUUACAAAACAAAUUCAUGUUUCUCUCCUUAGGCACUUCAGCUAAGCCUUCCUUUGUAGGGGAUACUAAAACCCACUGCUGGCAUCAGUGGGAUUCCCAGCCUCCUGAUGGAGGCUGUGCUGCCAAGGUAGGGCAGAACUGCAGCAGUUGUGGAAAGCCAGACCUUAUAGGAGAUGUCAUAUCUGUGCUUUGUAUUGAACAGGGUACCAAAACCACACUAAAAAAAAGGCCAAAUUUGGCAAAGAUACAUACCACUUAAUUUCUGUUAAAAGAAAGGAGUUAUCUUUGUGCUUAACAACUACAAACAUAGCAAACCAUGUUAUAUGUAUAUCUAAUAGUCCAGGUUGUCAGGGGGCACAAGUGAACAUUAGACACUUGUCAGAGUGUCAGAACUUGUCAGAAUAAUUUUGUUGGUCUAACAGGAUCUGAGCUUUGAUUCUAUGACCAGUCAGCCUCUCUCUUAGGUGAGUAUUGUGAAGGGGGAAUCUGGUUCCUUAUCCAGUUUGGCCUCAAGAACAUUAUGACUGGAAAGGAGAGAUUUGUUGGGGAAUGGAACCUCUUUAUAUGAAUAGGAAAUUGUGCUUGAAUUCACUUUGUGUCCUCUUGGUCCUGGAUGCCUCUGGUGCAUUACCACUAGAGUUUUUUAAUUUUUUGUAAGUGCUCAGGUAUCAUUUAAAUUGUUACUCUAUAACCUCCUAAGAAGAUACGUGGAGGGACAGAUUAUCCAUAUGUUUUAAUCUUAUAAUUCACCAUUUGAUUCUGUCCAACUGAUGCCAAACUGACUUCUGCCAUUUUGUUUUUAUAUAUAUUUUUAUAUAUAUUUCUAGCUCUGUAGCCUGUUAUUGUAUAACCACAUAGAUUCAUAGCUAGCUUUUCGCUGACUAUGUUACAUAGAAAUGCAAAACACAGUCCUAAAACCUCCAAUACUAAUCUUGCUUCCACUGGGAACCAAGGUUAAAACAGCUUCUCAAGACACUUUUUCAUAAACAAAGUUUAGUUAGUAUCUAAAGGGAGAGUUUUAGAGAAGAGUUGAACCAAAGGGGGAUAAUCUCAUCACCUGUGUCUCUUAUUGGGGAUUCUUGUCAGUUGUGCUAACUUGCUAAACAUAUAAAAUCGUGCCUGCUAUAUGUUACAGUGUGCAUUUUUGGUGUAUAUUUGGUGUGUAUUUCAGAGUGUUGUGUACCAUAAAGAACCUUUAUAAAGAUAACUGCAUUUUAUCACCUAA